This is a messenger RNA of Myxocyprinus asiaticus (Chinese sucker), 2955 nucleotides long. RefSeq names its product GPI transamidase component PIG-T-like. The transcript is spliced from 12 exons. Gene Ontology annotation, cellular component: GPI-anchor transamidase complex. The record is from RefSeq and is a predicted model, not a curated record. Lineage: Eukaryota; Metazoa; Chordata; Actinopteri; Cypriniformes; Catostomidae. Gene Ontology annotation, biological process: attachment of GPI anchor to protein. Bases 14 to 1945 code for a protein of 643 amino acids.
CCUAAUCCGCCACAUGCAGGAAGUAGUAGCAAAAAUGGCAGCGCACAGGUGCGGUUUGUCUCUUGUAUUUAUUUGGUUUUUAUUUUACUUUCUAGUUCAGUCUAGUAGCUGUGAUACUCUUGAAAGAAUAGCUGAUAAUGCAGAAGCAGAACAGAGCGUUUCAGGCGCGUUGCGAGGGGUUAAGGCCGAUGGAGAGGAUCAGAAUGAAAGGCAAUGGCAAUCGACUGAUGUUGGGGUGGACGGAGGCGAUGGCACGAAAGACAGCGAAUUCUUUAGACCAGCACCGGCGAAAGAUCAGUUUCAGGAGGAGCUGGUGAUCCGGCCCCUGCACUCAGGAGACAUCUAUGCCAACUUCCAGUUCCGCACACUAUGGGACACAGAUUUUCUACAAGAGGGAAAGAAAGUUUCCCAUUACCAGCUCUUCCCUAAAUCCCUCGGUCAAGUGCUCUCGAAGUUUUCUGUGCAGGAGCUGCACAUCUCCUUUACCCAGGGUUUCUGGAGAACGAUGCAGUGGGGGCAGCCCUUCAUCCCCUCUCCACCUGGAGCAGAGCUUUGGGUGUGGUUCCAUCAUACAGUCUCUGAUGUGGAUGGAAACUGGAAGGAGCUUACGAAUGUGCUCUCCGGAAUCUUCUGUGCGUCUCUGAACUUCAUUGACUCAACCAACACAGUACAACCCAGUGCAUCUUUUAAACCGCUGGGGGUGGGAAAUGCUUCAGAUCACCGUUUUUUGCGUUACGCAACUUUACCACGUGAAAUAGUCUGCACUGAGAACCUGACCCCCUGGAAGAAGCUUCUCCCUUGUGGGUCUAAGGCAGGUCUGGCCGUGCUGAUGAAGUCAGAGAAGCUGUUUCACAGCAGUUUCCACUCUCAGUCUGUUCACAUCAGACCUGUCUGUCAGGAUGUGCAGUGCACAAAUACAGCAUGGGAGCUGAGACAAACACUCAGUGUGGUGUUUGAUCUCUACACUUCAGGCCAAGGCAAAAAGGAAUGGUCCCUUUUUAAAAUGUUCUCUCGAACCCUGACAGAGACCUGCCCUCUUGCUUCCUCUAGUAAAGUAUAUGUGGAUAUAACAGACAACCCUGAGGGGGAGCUGUUUGAGCUGAGCCCUGCCACUCCUCUCCUUAGCCAAGCUGUGGUGCUGGGAGAUCGCAGAACGUAUUCAGUAUAUGACCUAACCAAAGCAGAAACGUUUGGGCAGACACGUUCACUUAAUCUCCUACUGCGUUGGAAAGAAGACAGCGGUGAUAUGCUGCGCCCUCUGCUGCAUGCAGAGCGCUAUGUGGCGGGGUUUGGGCUGCAGACAGGGGAAAUCCACACGGUCAUCUAUAAUAAUCACCCAUAUAGAUCUUUUCCAGUACUGCUACUGGAUUCAGUGCCUUGGUACCUUCGAAUGUACAUUCACACCUUGAAAGUCACCAGCAAAUUCCGUGAUAACAAGCCAAGCUACACUCACUACCAGCCCUCUAAAGACCGCCAGCGUCCUCAUCUACUGGAGAUGCUGAUCCAGUUACCGCCUCACUCUAUGACAGAGGUCACUGUACAGUUUGAGAGGGCCCUGCUCAAAUGGACAGAGUACACCCCUGAUCCCAACCAUGGCUUCUACGUUGGAUCCUCUGUGAUCAGCGCCCUUGUGCCAAGUAUGGUUGCAAUGGACACCAACUUCACACAACAGCAACCAUUGUUUAGUAGUUUCUUCCCAGUCAAAGAGGAGUCUAGCUACUUCAUACGAGUGUAUACCGAACCCCUGCUGGUAAAUCUACCUACUCCUGAUUUCAGCAUGCCCUACAACGUCAUCUGCCUCACCUGCACAGUGGUCGCGGUGGGCUAUGGCUCCUUUUACAAUUUACUGACCCGCACGUUCCAGGUGGAUGAACCAAGCCCACCUCUGGCAAAACGAUUGGCCAACCUCAUUCGUCGCAUAAGAGGAGUGCCACUGCUGACCUAAGAACUGCCAAGAACAUAUCUGAGGCUUAAAACGUCCAUAUUAGGCAAUUGAAAGGAUUGAAACUCUAAAACAACAGCUGCUGAAGUUUUAAGAUGCUUUUUGGCCAUGGUAGGAGUUGAAGCCAAAUGAUUGGUCUAAACAUAUGGAACAAAUGAGCUGCCUACCAAGACGGACAGAUUAGCCUCAUUUUUUUUUAUGCUUUUCUUUGUUUGUUUUCAGUCACAUCAGCAAAAAAUGUUUUUAGAAAACCAUGGCUUGCAGUCAGUUGAAGAUUUCUCAAAGGAACAGCUGACAAUGCAUGGUUGAUUUCCUCCGGCAUAGUUUGGGCAUCUGAGAGAAAUCUAAACGGCAAAGCGUAAUGUUAAAUUAUCCCAAUUUACACAACCCUUUGUAAGCGUGACCAAGCCUUGGAAGCUCAGACACUACAACACAUGUAACUACUGAAAAUGGAAAUGAUAUUUUCCACAAGCUGUAAUGCACUGAUAUUUAAAUAGAUUGUUUUGAAGAAUUGCUCUCUCUUUCAGUGUUUGUUGUUUUUUUUCCCCCUUUAUUUAGCAUCGGUUUGACCAUAUAAUGACCACUAGGUCAUUAAAAUGUGCUAUUAUAUGUGCAUAUAAAGUGCUAUUAAAUUAAAAUGACAAAACAGAUCUUUUACACUGGCUAAUUUUCCAGAAAAUAUAUAUAUAAUUAAUUAAACUGAAUGAAAUCCAACAAUUUGUGCUGAGAACAGUUUGUACAUGUGGUCGAGCUCCUAGAGCAGCAUUUUUUCGUUCGUGCCUCAAGGGAUUUUGAGAGGAAUGUAUUUUAUUUUUUCCUGAAGGUUUUGGGAAACUAUUUGGCAGCCAUUGUCCCUCUCAGCUGUACCAGUCGGAUUUAAUUAUGUGAACGAACCUCUGCAUUGGCUGACUCUGUAUAACUAUAUUGUGUGUUUUUUGACUAAUGUAUGGCUAGUGUAAUACACAGAUGCUGGUAAUUUGAAUAAACAGUUAACCCAUUGGUUCUUAAACUUU